GGACCCAUCGAUGUGGACCCGUCCUACAACCAAGAGCCGCGCGUGUCGCUGAGGCGGCUCGGCGAUCUCAAGUGGGACAUCAUAGUGAAGAACCUGCACGAUGCAGACGACCUGGUCAUACAGAGCCCGUCAGGCACCAAGGUAGCGUUCACUCAGUUCGACAACGCCUUCUUCAAUACCACCCUUUCGGUGAUGAAAGAAGUCAAGCUGGGGUCGACUCUGUCAGUGGAAGACGUGACCCUUUUGGGGAACAAAUUGUCCGUGUCAGAGGAGACCACCUUGGGGAACAUGCUAUCUGUCAGCAACGAGGUGCUGUUCGGCUCUGUGCUCUCGGUUUACGGGAGCACCGUCAUGGGCCAGGAGAUCUCCGUCAGGGAGCAGGUCCUGUUUGGCAGCUCCAUCGAGGCUACCGGAGAUGCCUACUUUCUAGGCGAGACGUUCUCCGUGCUCGACAACGCGAAAUUCGGGACGGGAGGGCGGUGCCGCGCUGGCGGCUGGGGCGGUUCAGAGGGCGACGAUCAGAAGAAGGGGCGAGCGAGG
Messenger RNA from Prorocentrum cordatum, 540 nucleotides. Lineage: Eukaryota; Dinophyceae; Prorocentrales; Prorocentraceae. The record is from the annotation of a GenBank genome assembly.